AUGAGAAGUUUGCUACUGCUCUUCUGCCUUUUUGUCCACGUGGCAUGCGGCGGCAAACGAGCCACUUCCGGUUAUGGGGCUAUUCAGCGUAUGUCUGUUUUCCGUUUUUUUUCCGUUUUUUACAUCGCUGAAUUGGAUUUUUUAACGUAAAAAAACUGAAAAAACGGAAAAGAACCAUUUUUUUCACGGCCUGAAUAAGCCCAUUAGUUGCGAGAAUCGAUUUUUGGAAGGACACGGUCUGCAGAGCUGACAAUAUGGGCGUGGCCUCGGCGGCCAAAUGGCGUUUUCAUGAAUUGAGCAGGUUUUCUCUGAUUUUUGUGGUCAAAGGCGAUGAAAAAUAAUUGUUCGACAUGAAAACACACUAAUUCUCACAGAAUUAAUGACGUUUUCGCGCAUUUUUCGCGGAUUUCGCUUUUUCGCCUUUGCCGCCGAUCGCCGCCUAAAAUACGCACUUCUAAUUUUGCGCUUUUUUGACCGUUUUCAGACGGAAUUGGUUUUGAGAAUGAUAAAUCACGUAAAUACAAACAUUUUGAACGCUCGAACCGCGAAAAUUACCGAAAAACAACUGAAAUUCACGCAGUUUUAGCGAAAAACCUUCAAACGAAUAAAUGUAAUUUGCGACUUGACCAGAUUUAACGCUUUUGCGCUUAAAAAAUUCGUAAUAGCCUAUACAAUCGGUCUAUCGAGAGAAAAAUGAGAAAUUAUCGAUUUUUCGUGGCUAAUCUGGAAAAAAACACAAAUUUUGCGCUGUUAAAAUUUGAAUUUCACGCUAAUGUAUCGCUCUAUUGGGCGGGGCGCCGCACUUGCGCCCAUUUUCAGCUCUGGAGACCGUGAGCGAGGGAUUUUCAGAGACCCCCAAUCUCCGUAAACUCACGUCGGAACUCGCUCUGAUUUCCCGCAUCACGACGGGAAUCGCCAUCCGUGACGGCCUGCAGAACAGCUCGCUGAAGGCCGAUGAGUUGGCGGCCGACUUUCUCAAGAUCCGCACUCCAGAGGCGAUCGGCAACUGGAGCCGACUGAAACCGGAGGACACCCGUAAUUCUCUCGACAAACUGCAAAAAAGAUUGGAAGGACUCGAAGAGACGAACUUUGAGGAUCCGGGGGGCCUAGAGCAGUCUCUCGGUGCGCUUUCGCGCAUCUACAAUCUCACGGAAUCGAUGGCAGACAUAGAGAAUACGUCGUAUUCCGAUAACUUCAUUGCAAAGUUUGCUGCAGUGGGCAGUGUGGAUCUAACAAGUUUGAUGGACGACACUGUGAAGGAGAUGCUCGACGCGCUCAAGAUAAUUCUGGAAGGAGAGGAGCCGAAGAGCGAUCCGAAGGGACCAGAAGAGGAGCAGACGUUGAUGAACGCCAAACAGGCCCUUCUGACGUACCGGAACAAGCGCAAAGGCUACGAGAAAUAUGUGGAGAAGAUCAAGAACUAUGAAGGCGUUAUCAAGCCACUCACCGAUUUCAUUACGCACGAUUCAGAACGCGGCGCACGUGUUCUCACAAUGCCGUUUAUUGUUGAGCCGGCGAGCAUCUACUGGAACUCUGGACUCCAUCGAAUGCACACGAAUCUGAAGGAGUUUGCGAGAGAAAUCGGCCGAAUCGGUGCGGUUGAAGUGAGCGAGCUGGAGAGUGUGCUCAAUGAGCUGAGGGUCAUCUUCUCAAAGGUCGAGAUGCUCCGCGAGCCCGCUCCAGAGACGUUUUACUCUUGCGGCUUGUCCCAGGGCUCCAAGGAUCUUGCACAACUCGCAGUGGUUCAAGGAGAGGCUGAGCAGUGGCUGAAGGACAAGGUGACGGAAGGGAGGGAUCCGAAGAAGGUGCUCGAGGAGACGUUCGCGCAUCUCGGAUCGUUCACCGAGAAGCUCGGAUCGCUUGAGUCGAGCCAUCGGACCGUUCUCAACAUUUCACGUGACGACUUCUCCGCCUUCCACCGACUUUUUCAUUUUCUGAGCGCAUCGAUCGCAGUUCAAGCGAGCUGGUCUCGAAAUUCAUCGACGGAAGUGAUGCACGCGAACGCCAGCGACUGUUUCAAAGAUUUCAAGUACGAAGCGAGCCGAGACGUUGACAAGAAGCAGGACGAACUGAAGAAGCUUCGCAAUUUUUCGACUCAACUCGCCGACAAAACCGAGCGGCUCCGGUCGAAUCUGAAAGAUGUGCUAGGCGAAGCGAGUCUUGAGAACUACGACGGGCUCUCGGCAAUCGACCAAGCGAUAACGGACGAUGUGCGCAAGGCGAGCCACCGAAUGACAAAGGACCAAGCGUGGGCGGUCACGGCGCGCAUUCGGGCUUUGGCCGGAGUGCACGACAUGUACACGGGACUCCGGACAAUCAACGAAAAGUUGGAGAGCAGUGACAUGGACGGUCUCGACGAGCUGAUUCGGCGCAUCAAAAACGAAGAGCUCAAGACGGAUGUUGUGAAGGAAGUGCAACAAGAAAUUUUGAAGCCGACGAGUCUGCUCCCGGCGUUUCGAUGUCUUCGCGCCAUCAAUUUUAGCGAAGCGGAUAAGGAUGUUUUGAUUUGGAAAUAUGGCGUUUUCUUGCGAUCCAUCCGAUCCGACGACAUUGUGAAAAUCAAGGAGAUUCUGGAGAAGGUGGAUCAGGUUCGCACGGACUUUGAGGAUUUUGAGACAGCGACAAAGGUGAACGCGACGGCGACACCUGCGAAGCUCGACAACUCGCUGGAAGUGGCCACGAAUCUGGGCAGAGGAGUCGAGCGACUGGAGCAAUUGGUGCAAGUGAUCGAGCAUCGCGAGUCCCUCGAAAAGGUGCUGAACCUGUCGGAGCCGCUGAACGAGGCGAUCGCGCACAUUCGAAUGCCGCCCAUCGAAAGUGUGUGGACACUGACCACCCGUCAUCGCGUCGAUCUUCUGCUGCAGAACGUGACGACGAACGUCGAGCAGCAGGCGGCUCACUUCCGCACUCGCCAACUGUCCGACAUGUUCGCGUUCAUGGACAACAUCACGCGGUUGGAGGGUGUUGUGCACGCCAAUCCGACGCUCUUCGCCAAUCCGAUCGCCAAGAGUCUGAUGGCGUCGAAUGAGGCGGACGCGCAGCUCAUUGUGCCGCUGUUCGAGGAGAUUAGCCACUUGACGCUCGACUUUGCCGCCUUCAAAACGCAAUUCCAAAAGGCGGCGCACGUCGCGCAGCCGCUUCGCCACUUUUACGACGCACUCUUCGGCAUCAAUCGGACUGCGAUGGCCGAGGAGAAGCGGAGAGCCGAGCAGAAGCCGAGAGCCGAGAAGCCCGACGCCCGAGCUGAGCAACUCGUCGCCGAACCGUAUGAAUUGCUUUUUGUGGAAACGCUCUUUUUGUUUUUUUUUUGUUGCAGAGUUGCCGCCGAGUCCGCCGAGGAGCAGAACAACACGAUUCUGUACAUUGGAGCCAUCGUCGUUCUCGUCAUUCUCGUCGCCGUCGUCGUCGUUGUGGCGAUCGUGUGUUGCAAACGCAAAAGUAUGCGUUUUCACAUGGUCUCCAGAGCUGACAAUAUAUGGGCGUCGCCUCGGCCAAAUGGCGUUUUCAUGAAUUGAGCAGAGUCCGUUACAAAAGGUCGGAAAAAAAAUGCCAAAAGGUCGGAAAAACUGCUAAAAUACCUGUUUUCUGCCUUUUUGUCAUUUUUUCCGAUCUUUUGGCAUUUUUUUCCGACCUCUUGGCUUUCCGACCUUUUGUCUUCCGACCUUUUUGGUUUUUUUUUGUCACGGACUCAUUGAGCAGGUUUUCACUGAUUUUUGUCGUCAAAGGCGAUGAAAAAUGAUUGUUCGACAUGAAAACACACGGAUUCUCAAAUUUAAUGACGUUUUGGCGCAUUUUUCGCGAAUUUCGCGGAUUUCGCUUUUUCGCCUUCGCCGCUUAAAAACCGCACUUCUCAUUUUGCGCUUUCUUGACCGUUUUCAGACAGAAUUGGUUUUAAGAAUGAUAAAUCACGUAAAAACGAGCAUUUUGAGCGCUCGAACCGCGAAAAUUACCGAAAAGCAACCGAAAUUCACGCAGUCUUAGCCAAAAACCUUCAAACGGAUACAUUUGAUUUGCGACUUGACCAAAUUUAACGCUCUUGCGCUUAAAAAAUUCGUAAUAGCCUAUACAAUCGGUUUAUCGGGAGAAAAAUGAGCAAUUAUCGAUUUUUCGUGGCUAAUCUGGCAAAAAACACAAAUUUUGUGCUGUUAAAAUUUGAAUUUCGCGCCAAUGUAUCGCUCUAUUGCGCCCAUUGUCAGCUCUAGAGACCGUGGCGCGUUUUCCUUGAAAACCUUGAAAGAAUUCCGUAAUGUUGCAGAGCUGAACGAACGUCUGAGACGUCCGGAAACGUGGCGUCACUUGCGAUUCUUGCCGGAAGGGAAGCUGAAAAAGUACGAGGACUCUGAGUACACGCCGCUGCACUUGGCGGUCAUGCACAACAAGAUUGAGGAUGUGCGGAAGCAUUUGAAGAACGGCGCGUUUGUCAACGUUCACUGUAAGUGCAUGACGCAUCCGCCCGCCACUCUUUGCCCCGUUCAGCGCUCGGAAAGACGGUCGAGACGCCGCUGCACACGGCCGUCCAGAACGACAGCACUGAAAUUGUGCAAGUGCUGCUCAAGAACGGCGCCGACGUGCACGCGAUGGACGCCGACUUUGAGACGCCGAUCGAUCAGGCGAAGGGCGACGCGCGCCUCCUCAAGAUGCUCAAAGCGUACGAGCAGAAGGCGGCCAACAAGAGUGACGAGCAUUGGUUGCUUUUCUCGACACGAUUUUGCCACUGUUUUCAGGACUGCCGCAAACGUUGCCGCUCGACAAGUACAAGGUGUACGUGGACAAGAGUGUGCGCAAGGGACUCAAAGAGUUUUGCAAGAGCUACAAGAAGAAUGUGAGUGUCUCGCGACUCGCACUUUUUCUCAUCUCUGAAACAAAAAAUCCAGAUUGUGGACACUGUCGAAGACGCCACUCAUGUCGUUGUGAAGACCGACUCGGACGGAACGUUCGAUCUGGAGAAGGACGACGCAAUGACCUACUUUAGCAGCAUCUUUAGGUUUAUUUUUUAGAAUUUUUUUUAUUUUUUAGAAAAUUUUUUCAUGAAAUGUGAUCAACUGACGAAAUGUAUAACAAAGUGUGCUCUGCUCAUAGAAAAAUAAUUGUAAAUUUAGCUUUUCAUACAAAAAAGUUAUAUUCGAGUUGUUCCCGUGAAAAAGGGGGCUAACGGAAGACGGAAGGAAUAACUUUUUUGUGUGAAAAGCUAAAUUUACAAUUAUUUUUCUAUGAGCAGAGUUCACUUUGCUAUACAUUUUGUCAGUUGAUCACAUUUCAUGAAAAAAUUUUUGAAAAAAGAUAAAAAAAAUUCUUCCGCUCAACUCUGGUGGAUGCACCAACAACAAUCCAUCCAUUCAUCUGUUUUUUAGUGCUCGCAUUCUGAUGUCGGCCGAUUGGCUUGUGGCGGCCGGGAAACGGCGAAACGACUUCCGCGACGACUUUAAGUUCCGCGUCAAACGGAUUCGGUUCAAGGGAAAAGAGCACGCGACGAUUGACGAGAUUCAGGCGGAUUUUCAACAAAUGGUACAAACUUUGCGCGCACUUUUUGCGCCCAAAACCAGACUUGCCAAAUCCCGGGCCAGCAAAUCGUCGGCCCGGCCCGGCCCGGUCGGCCCGGAAGUUAGACCUCAAAAAAAAUAUGCAAAAAAAAUAUGAAGGAAGAGGAAAACGCGUGCGGCAAAAUUGCUAAAAUGGCGUCCCAGAGUUGCAAUCAAUCGCUCCGCCCACUCUUGAGAAAAUUUUCGUAAUUUUUGUGAAAAUUUUGCGACUUUAAACAGCAAUUUCUAUUUUUGAAUUUUUAGGUGCAUCCUCCCGGGCCGCGGGCCGGGCCGGGCCGAAAAAUUUUCCAAUUUUGGCCCGGCCCGGCCCGGCCCAGCCCGUUGCAAGUCUGCCCAAAAUCUUUUUUUUUCAGCGCGUUCCCUACCUGACGGGCACGACGAUUCACUUCAAUCAGGGCCAGUGGGCGACUGUGGAAUGGGGCGAGAUGCGCGAGACGGCGGUGCGCAUGGGCGCCACAAAAGUCGACGAUUUUCCGGUGGCCGAGGGAAUGCUGCCCGGUCAAGCCUAUUGGCGCGACGACAUUGGACACGUGUUUGUCGUUUAUAUGCGCGACAAUGCGGUUAGUUCAUUACUAUGUAUGCUCCAUUCGAAAAGUGGGCCUCUCAAGUUUGACAUGUUUGGAAUCCUCUUGUUGGGAUGGUUCCGUUUCCCUGAAAACACUUUUCUAUGGAUCAGUUCCUCGGCUUUCAAAACUUUACAUGUUUAGGGUGAACUCGAGGCCCAAUAUCCGUACCUGCGCACGCAAAAAUGCUACACUUUUCUGGAGAGAGACGAGUUUGUCACUUUGCUGCUUUCGCACAAAAUCUCGCAGAAACAGUUGGACGAGGGGAACGUGUCGAGACCGUCGAGACCGUCGAGAUCGAAGGGAUCGAAGGGAUCGAGGGGAUCGAAGGGAUCCACCGAAUCCAAGGGAUCGAAAGAAGCCAAGCAGUCGAAGGAAUCCAACGGAUCUAAAGAGGCGAAAAGAUCGAAGGGUUCAAAGUCGAAGGAAUCUAAAUCCAAAUCGAAGGAAUCAAAAGAGUCUGCGACACCAUCGGCCGAAAAACAAUGA
Caenorhabditis sp. 36 PRJEB53466 is the source of this 6592-nucleotide messenger RNA. The record is from the annotation of a GenBank genome assembly. NCBI's taxonomy places the organism in Eukaryota, Metazoa, Nematoda, Chromadorea, Rhabditida, Rhabditidae.